AUGGCCGCGUUGAUGCGGAGCAAGGAUUCCUCCCGCUGCCUACUCCUACUGGCCGCGGUGCUGAUGGUGGAGAGUUCACAGCUAGGCAGCUCUCGGGCCAAACUCAACUCCAUCAAGUCCUCUCUGGGAGGGGAGACUCCUGCUCAGGCUGCCAAUCGAUCUGCGGGCAUGAACCAAGGACUGGCGUUCGGCGGCAGUAAGAAGGGCAAAAGCCUGGGGCAGGCCUACCCUUGCAGCAGUGACAAGGAAUGCGAAGUUGGAAGAUACUGCCACAGCCCCCACCAAGGAUCGUCAGCCUGCAUGGUCUGUCGGAGGAAAAAGAAGCGAUGCCAUAGAGAUGGCGUGUGCUGCCCUGGUACCCGCUGCAAUAAUGGCAUCUGCAUCCCAGUCACUGAGAGCAUCCUGACGCCUCAUAUCCCAGCUCUGGACGGCACUCGGCACAGAGACCGCAACCAUGGUCACUAUUCUAACCAUGACCUGGGAUGGCAGAAUCUAGGAAGGCCCCACACCAAGAUGCCUCAUAUAAAAGGGCAUGAAGGAGACCCCUGCCUGCGAUCAUCAGACUGUAUCGAUGGAUUUUGCUGUGCUCGCCACUUCUGGACCAAAAUCUGCAAACCGGUGCUCCAUCAGGGGGAAGUCUGUACCAAACAACGCAAGAAGGGCUCCCACGGGCUGGAGAUUUUCCAGAGGUGUGACUGUGCAAAGGGCCUGUCCUGCAAGGUGUGGAAAGAUGCUACCUACUCCUCCAAAGCCAGGCUCCACGUGUGCCAGAAGAUCUGAUAAGCACUGGAAGAGUCAUUGCUAGCAGACUGUGAAUUUGUGUAUUUAAUGCAUUAUGUCGUGAUGGAAAAUCCAGUUUGGAAUUUGGAAUAAUGAGGGAUGUGGUAAGAGUGUGGAACACAGGAGGGCAGGACUGAAUUUAAACCAAGACUGUGACAACCAAAGCACAGUGUUUCCAUUAUGCGACUUGUUUAUGUAAAUAAUGUACACAUUUGUGAAAAUGCUGUUAUUAAAAGAGAGCACACCAUGAAACUUACUGACAAAUACCACAAAAAUAACCUUAAGCCACAUUUCUACUCAAAGCUACAGUUUAAUAAAUUACUCUCGCUGUCCCUUGACAUAAGAUAAUCUCUAAAACAUGGGAAAAGCUGAUGGGCAGGAAGUGAAAAUAUCCAGCCUUAUUAAUUCGCAUCAUAAAAGUCACCUUUUAAUUUGGAACUCCACUUUGACUUCUCAAAUAAAGGUCUUGGUAGACAAGAGGAAAAGGCAGUCAAUGGUUUCCAAAUCACUUCAAGAUACUGGCAUGCCAUUUAGACAUUAGAAAAAGGUAAACAUGUGUCUUUUCAGACCAUUCACUUCUUUCUUCAAAAACCUAAUUUCCCCUGAAUCAAUCAAGACAGAUAUAAGAUGAAAACAGAUCCUGCAUUGUGAAGGAAUGACAUCUCAAACAUAAUACCCACUCAAGCUAGCAUCGUUAACUGUGCCAAGUGCAGUACAAGCAAGCAAAGGGCAGAAUUUUCAUAGAUUGCAAAAACAUUCAAGAUGUCUAAAACAUGAGGGAAACUGAAAAUGGAGUAAGCAUUGUUUUGCCAGAGCUUUGACAUACCCUACAUGUGGUAGAAUUAGACCGCUAAAUACAUUUAUCUUUGCAUAGCUGGAGACCAGUAGGUCAAAGGUGACCCUAGAGACUUGACUGAUAUCUGUACUGUGUCAAACACAGCAGGGAAGUAGAGGAAACCUUGUUAUUUGUCCAGACUUUAAGAUCACAUGUCUGAAGCACAGGCUGAAUGUUCAUGGCUAAUACCAAUGGCUCCACAAAGUUGAAACUCUCCAUGGAAUUUGUUCUUCUCAUGCAGAUGAGUUCAGUGCAGUGCCUGAACUUUCCCAGCUGUAUUAUAUUUCAUGGUUUUGAGGAUGCAAAAGAAUCUCGAUAUAAGGGGAUCUUACACAUCGGAUUCUUUUAAACCAGGUGGUACAAGAGGAACAAAUGUCACCAGAAGUUUCUGUACGAACCUUUCAAUGGAAUAGGUAU
Messenger RNA from Psammomys obesus (fat sand rat), 2032 nucleotides. RefSeq names its product dickkopf WNT signaling pathway inhibitor 2 (gene Dkk2). Bases 1 to 780 code for a protein of 259 amino acids. The record is from RefSeq and is a predicted model, not a curated record. The transcript has 4 exons. Gene Ontology annotation, cellular component: extracellular region. Gene Ontology annotation, biological process: multicellular organism development; negative regulation of canonical Wnt signaling pathway. Gene Ontology annotation, molecular function: co-receptor binding; receptor antagonist activity. NCBI's taxonomy places the organism in Eukaryota, Metazoa, Chordata, Mammalia, Rodentia, Muridae.